Molecule: messenger RNA, 1284 nt
Organism: Cuculus canorus (common cuckoo)
Lineage: Eukaryota; Metazoa; Chordata; Aves; Cuculiformes; Cuculidae
Product: serine protease 57
Exons: 7
Coding region: 1-1284 (427 amino acids)
Biological process (GO): proteolysis
Molecular function (GO): serine-type endopeptidase activity
Source: RefSeq, a predicted model, not a curated record
AUGUCGGGGCCGCGCCGGUGCGCCCGCCUUCCGUACAGCUCCGUCUGCCGGGCGCGGCUCGCCACUGCCGCCGCCCCUCACCCUGCCUCGGGGCUCCGCACCCCCCGCCCAUCACCCGGCAUCGGGGCUGGGCAAUCCCCCAUCCCCUUCCCCCGCUCACAGUUAUCGGGGCUGGUCAACCUACCCCAGCCCCUCACCUUGUCUCAGGGCUCAGCACCCCACGCCCAUCAUCCGGCAUCGGGGCUGGCAAUUGCACAAGGCAGCAACAGCCAGGGAGGAGGAAGCAGGAGGGGGAUACCCAGGCACCCAGGCAGCGCCUCAGUCCCAGCCCCUCAAUCCCUGAGAAGUCCCAGAGGAGGUGGCAGUGGUCCACUCUGCACCAGUACGGUCACAACUGCCAUGUUCAUCCUCAGCCUGGGAGGCUCCAUCCUGCUCCUGGCGCUCGCCCCAGCAGGUGCCCAGGGGAGCCGGAUCAUCGGGGGGAAGGCAGCAGCCCCCCACUCCAGGCCUUUCAUCGCCUCCAUCCAGAUGGACGGCCAACACGUCUGCGGGGGCUUCCUGGUGUGGCCCAAGUGGGUGAUGACAGCAGCUCACUGCCUCAUUCCCAGGCGAAACCCCUCGGUGCGCGUGGUGCUGGGCGCCCACAGGCUGGAGGAACCCGAGGAGUCCCAGCAGGUCUUCAGCAUCACCGAGUCCAUCGCCCACCCGCACUACAACCCCAGUUCGGUGGACAACGAUAUCCGCCUGCUCAAGCUGAACAGGUCGGCCACGCUGAACGAGUACGUGAAGCGAAUCCGCCUGCCCCCACCGCACAUCGACCUCAAGCCCGGUACCCUCUGCUAUGUGAUGGGUUGGGGGGACACCUCCAACUACGGUGAUCGGCCCACCGAGUUGAUGGAAACCGGUACCACCAUCGUCAAGCGGAGCCUCUGCCGAACGCUGUGGAGGGGCAAAGUCUCAGCCAACAUGAUGUGUGGGGCCAGCCGCAACACCACGCUGCAGGGCGUCUGCGCCGGUGAUUCCGGGGGUCCCCUGAUCUUCAAGGGAAAGGUUUACGGCAUCGUCUCGUUCUCUGGGGAGAGAUGUGGAGAUCGCCGGCACCCCGACAUCUACACCAAGAUCUCCAACUACAUCGACUGGGUGCAUCGCACCAUACGAGGGCAUCGCCGUCAGAAGGGGCAGCCGAAGCCCCAGCUGGGGGAUGCUGCAGCGACCGCAGCAUCCGGCACGGGCCAGCUCGCCGCCCGCUGGGGCUCUCCUGGGGAGGAUGAAGUCCAGGGCUAG